ACCAUGCCUCUUCCAGAGACCAUGUUUUGUGCUCAGCAAAUCAAAAUACCCCCAGAGCUACCAGAUAUUUUGAAGCAGUUUACCAAAGCUGCUAUUAGGACUCAACCUCGUGAUGUUUUGCAGUGGGCAGCUGGUUACUUCUCAGCAUUGUCAAAAGGCGAGCCCCUUCCUGUAAAGGAGAGGAUUGAAAUGCCUGUAGCAACACAAAAAACAGACACCGGUUUGACCCUAGGACUCCUUAAAAUCUUGCACAAACAGCUUGCUCCAAAAGCCUUGGUGAAUGUUGCAGAGCUCAAAGAAAAAUGGAAACAGUUGUGCUUGCCAGAGGAACAACUGAAAGCUAUUCUACAAUUGGACAACUUCGGUGAAGAGGUGGAAUGGAUGAAAAUUCUGGCUCUUGGGUGUAGUGUGCUCGGUGGGUCCUUACUGAGUUCCAUGAAAUAUGCCUGUGAAAUUUUAACAACUGACCCAGAUGGCGGACCAGCUCACGUUGCAUUUGAAACCUUCUCAUUCCUUUACUCAUAUUUGGCCGGUAUAGAUGGAGAUAUACCAGAGGAGAAAACUGAAGCUUUCCUCCUCACCAUUAAAAAACAAGCUGACCAGCAAGAUGGCAUGGUGCAGCUCAGAAACUUUCUGACUCAGCCUUCAACACUGUCUUUAUCAAAGCUACCGUUCAGUACCACGUGAGGGAAAAGAAUGGAAUAAAUAUGUGAAAUUAUUUUUAUUCAAACAAAAAAACAACUUACAAAUGACAAAAGGAAAUCAUCCUCUUCUCUGGCACUCUCUUUUCUUCCUUGAUCCUACUCCUGAAAUUGUUUUACUGGAUGUUAGUUGAAUGCAUGGUUAUACAGUUCUCCAAUCUGUCCACACUUUGGGAGCUUUCAUGAGUAGAAUGUAUU
Rhea pennata is the source of this 899-nucleotide messenger RNA. It is a transcript of the gene ROPN1L, whose product is annotated as rhophilin associated tail protein 1 like. The transcript is spliced from 5 exons. Lineage: Eukaryota; Metazoa; Chordata; Aves; Rheiformes; Rheidae. Bases 4 to 687 code for a protein of 227 amino acids. The record is from RefSeq and is a predicted model, not a curated record.